This is a messenger RNA of Eruca vesicaria subsp. sativa (arugula), 3116 nucleotides long. The record is from the annotation of a GenBank genome assembly. NCBI's taxonomy places the organism in Eukaryota, Viridiplantae, Streptophyta, Magnoliopsida, Brassicales, Brassicaceae.
AUGUCGAUAAACAUGAGAACGCUAACCCAAGCUCUAGCCAAAACCGCGGCGGUGAUUGAGAAGAAGGUUCAAACCACAGUCCAGGAAGUUACAGGUCCCAAGGCUCUUCAGGACUACGAGCUCCUCCAUCAGAUCGGUUCCGGUGGCCCUGGGCUCGCCUGGAAGCUCUACUCGGCCAAGGCGCGUGACUCCACGCGGCCACAGCAGUACCCCACGGUCUGCGUCUGGGUACUUGAUAAACGCGCCUUGUCGGAGGCUCGUGCCAGGGCGGGGGGAUUAUCCAAAGCUGCGGAAGACUCGUUUCUCGAUCUGAUUCGCGCUGACGCGGGGAAGCUUGUGCGGUUAAGACACCCCGGUGUGGUCCACGUGGUUCAAGCGCUUGACGAGAACAAGAAUGCUAUGGCUAUGGUUACGGAACCGUUAUUCGCAUCCGUGGCUAACGUCCUUGGAGAUGUUGAGAAUGUGGAUCACGUGCCCAAAGAUCUCAAGUCCAUGGAGAUGAGUUUGUUGGAGGUGAAGCAUGGUCUCCUUCAAAUGGCGGAGACGUUGAACUUUCUUCAUAACAACGCACAUCUUGUACAUCGUGCUGUUUCUCCCGAGAAUGUUCUUAUUACUUCGGCUGGUUCCUGGAAGCUUGCUGGAUUUGGCUUUGCUAUUUCACAAGCACAGGCUGGGAAUUUGGAUAAUAUGCAAUCAUUCCACUACGCUGAAUAUGAUGUUGAAGACUCGAUUUUGCCACUUCAACCAUCUUUAAACUAUACUGCACCUGAAUUGGUGCGGAGCAAAACUCCAUCAGCUGGAGCUUCUUCAGAUAUUUUUAGUUUUGGUUGCCUCGCCUAUCAUUUAGUUGCACGGAAACCAUUGUUUGAUUGCCACAACAAUGUCAAGAUGUACAUGAAUACAUUGAACUAUUUAACAAAUGAAACUUUCUCAUCUAUACCCUCGGACUUGGUAUCUGAUUUGCAACGGAUGCUAUCAACGAACGAGUCCUUUAGACCUACAGCAUUGGAUUUCACAGGAUCUAAUUUUUUCCGGAGCGACACUAGGUUACGUGCCCUCCGUUUUCUUGAUCAUAUGCUUGAACGAGACAACAUGCAAAAGUCUGAGUUCUUAAAAGCAUUGUCAGAUAUGUGGAAAGAUUUUGAUUCCCGUGUAUUGCGGUAUAAGGUGCUUCCGCCUCUUUGUGCUGAACUUAGGAAUUUGGUUAUGCAGCCAGUGAUUCUUCCUAUGGUUCUCACUAUAGCAGAGUCUCAGGAUAAGAAUGACUUUGAGUUGACAACGCUCCCAGCUCUUGUUCCUGUUUUGAGUUCUGCUACGGGUGAUACUCUACUGUUGCUUGUAAAGCGUGCAGAGCUUAUAAUUAACAAGACUAGUGCAGAGCAUCUUGGAUCACAUGUCCUCCCUUUGCUUCUCCGAGCCUACAAUGACAACGAUGUCCGGAUACAGGAGGAAGUUCUGAAAAGAUCUACAUCUGUUGCUAAACAACUUGAUGGUCAGGUCGUAAGGCAAGCAAUUUUGCCUCGUGUUCAUGGCUUGGCUCUCAAGACUACAGUCGCUGCCGUAAGAGUAAAUGCUUUGCUCUGCUUAGCAGAGUUGGUUCAAGCGCUUGACAAACAAGCUGUUGCUGAAAUUUUGCAAACAAUUCAACGCUGUACUGCUGUGGAUCGUUCUGCACCUACGCUUAUGUGUACUCUUGCAGUCGCUAACGCAAUUCUCAAGCAGUAUGGAGUUGAAUUCACUGCUGAACACGUGCUUCCUCUGAUUAUACCGCUUCUCACUGCCCAACAAUUGAACGUCCAACAGUUUGCUAAAUAUAUGCUAUUUGUCAAGGAUAUUCUCAGGAAAAUAGAGGAGAAAAGGGGAGUUACAGUCAAUGAUUCUGGAGUUCCAGAAGUUAAACCAGGCUCUUUUGCAGAUAGGAUCCAGUGUCCAGCACCAACCCAAAAAAUUGAGAAGGUUGCUUCUGCAGCAAAGAACAGUCCUGCAUGGGAUGAAGACUGGGCCAUCCCGACCAAAAGUUCUGCUUCAAGAGAUACUGGACCUGCAAACUCUCAGAUUAACAACUCUACAGUUCAGCCACAGCCACAACCACAGCCAUCAAACAGGACAACAGUGCCAACGACAUGCGCUCCAGUUGAUAUAGAGUGGCCACCAAGACAAUCCUCUAAUGUCAGUUCUCAGCCAAUUAAUGACGAGGCCCGGCUAAACUCAGGAGGAACAUCAUCAACUCCGAGUUUUGAUGAACUAGACCCUUUUGCUAAUUGGCCACCACGAGCCAACAGUGAUUCCAUUGCUUCUGGAGGUUUCCACAACGGUACCACCGCCACUCGACCACCUCCACUGAACAACAACAGUGGUUCUAGUUUGAGUAACAAUAUAACAGACAUGAACCAGUUUCCAACAGCUAACAACGACUUCUGGGCCUUUGGCAAUGCCUCCGUCCCUUCUUUGAAAUCACAGCAAGAGGGUUUAGGUAUCAGUGCAAGUAGCCAAGAUCCUAUGAACUCUUUUGGGCUUCAAAAUCAGAACCAAGGAAUGCCGUUGUCUUUCGGAAGCAGUUCAUACAGUAACCAAAAGCCGCCAGCAGAUAUCAGUUCCAUAUUCAAGUCAAGCAAAACUGAGCAAUCUGCAAUGAAACUCGCACCACCACCUUCGACUGCAGUGGGAAGAGGAAGGGGAAGGGGUAGAACUGGGACAUCUACCUCAAGGUCAAGUGGUUCGAAGCAGCAACAAACUGAGCAGCCAUCGCUGUUGGAUCUUUUGUGAUGAAAUCGUUGGUUGAGAGAGAACAUUGUUGGGUUUGGUCAAAAAACAUUAGCAGAGCGAGUGAGUUGGUCGUUUGUUUUGUUAAUUCUUCAGGCUAGAAAUUCCACCAUCAGUUAUUAUACAUCACAGCCACAGGUUCUUUCUCUAAACUCUCUGAAUCUUUACUCUUUAUUUUUCUUCAAUAGCCAACUCUAAAUCUUGUCGGUAUUUUUAUCAUAGAUUUAAAUUCGAGUUUCUGUGCAGUGAGUGCAAUGGUAUGUUAUAUGUAGGAGAUGAUUAUCGUUUUCAUGUACAUAAUAUUUUCUCUUGCAUUUUAUAUAUACAUGUUCUGAAGAAAAAUCGUAUGUCGA